AAAGAAAUGACUAUGUGCCGAUACACAUUACUCAAGGGAAAUCUGCCGGAGAUGCUGGUGAUUUUACAGGCUGGGCACCUCUGUGGGCUUCUGUCUCAAUAAGGACCUUGCACAAUUCUCCAACACCAGAUCCCUGGCUCACCUGUGGAGCAUGGACAAGUUCAAAGAGAUCUCAGCUCCAGCUGGUCAGAAGUUAAGUUUGAAUGGUUAGAGGCGGGUCGGAAGAUUACGACAUCCAAUCAUUCGCCAGAUACAAGGGUAAAAUCUGCACAUCUAUUGCCAGCUUUAGUCUACUCUGAUCAUCUCCAUUUGACCUUGAGAGGGGACACUUACUUCUUGCACGUCAGCAACAACCUUACAUUUGGUGAAUAUGAAUAGUGGGCUGGACAGUCUAAUAUUUAGAUGGUGAUGAUGGUUUUUAGGAAACUUCAAAAGAUUGUUCACGACAUCAAGAAAAAUGAUGGGGGCAUCAUGAAACAGAUCAAGAAGUUCCAAAAUGAUCAAGUGGCGUUAUUUUGCAAAACUGGCAAAGAAACUUGGGAUCGAAUGAAAAGCAAAUCGCCUCCGCCUCCUACUGUUCCGCAAAGAGAUUACGUGUUAGGUGAUGGAGAGGAAGAGCUUGAUGAAUGGUCAGAUGAAUCGGACAGUGAGUAUGUAAAUCCAGAUCCACAGUCAGAUUCAGAGACAUACGUCGAGCCAUCAGAAGAAGAUGACAAUUACGAGCCUCCCCCAACAGAACCUGUAAAGACUCUUUCUUCGUCUUUCACUUUCAAUUCCGCUGCAGGAGGAUAUGCAGAUAAACAAGGAAGCAGACAACUACCCUCUAUACCAGAUCAAGCAAGCAAAACUUCUAUGAGGUUACAGCCAAAUGCGAACCAAACAUUCCCCAAGGUAUCUCCACCUUUGCCCAACCAGCGAUUGCACAACGGUACAAAUGCACUACCUUUGUCUGUACCAAAACCUCUUUUGCCAAAGAAGCCAGUCACCCCAAGACCCCAUGCAAUGUCUCAAAACCAGUCUGCCAGCAAGAAGUCAAUCACACCUCCAAAGCAACAACAGUACUUGGAUGAGGAAGAGUAUAUUGUCCCAGAAGAUGAAGAGGACAAUUAUAUUGAACCUACACAAGAUCCACCUUGCCCACCUCCUGUUGUGAACAGAACUUCAAAACCUGUUACACCAACACUUGGUGAAAAUCAUUCGCAUACCCCAGCUUUGUAUGAAGUCCCUGAAAGUGAGCAAAAGCCACCUUCUCCUGUAAAAAGGAAUUCUAUACCUCUUCCAAGACUCAAUUCAUCACAAAAAGCGGAGCCAGCGUGUGAAGAUGAAUAUGAAGCAUGUGAUGAACCCGAAACUUUAGCUGUUGGCAACAGAAAAAACACACCAAACACUCCAUCCCCAUUGCCAAGAAAAUCCAAACCACUUCCUGCAUGGCCGCAAAAGACAGGCGAGUUUUCCCCUCGCGAUGCAAACAGCAAUAAUGGUAAGCCCACAGCAGCAGAUCGCAACCGAAAACCAAGUGUUGGAGCAAAUCUUCCUCCAUUGCCCCAUUCAGCUCAAAAAGCACCGAUUCCUCUGCCGAAAACCAACAUGCAGAAACCUCCAGACGUUCCAAGUCGUUACGUGAUCAACCCAAGCCGUAAAAGUUCUCACAGUAGCCCAGAAGAGGAGGCGGGAGUGCUAAAUAAAGAGUGGUUCGCUGCAUCGUGUGAUCGUAAAAAAGCAGAAGAAGCCCUGUACACAUCAUGCAAGGAUGGGUCUUUCCUUGUGAGGCAGAGUUCUGGGCAAGAUCCAAAGCAGCCAUACACGCUUGUGGUCUUUUACAACAGGAAAGUAUAUAAUAUACCGGUUCGAUUUAUUGAAGAAACAAGGCAAUAUGCGCUUGGAAGAGAGAAAAGCGGAGAGGAGAAAUUCAGCAGCGUUGCAGAGAUGAUUAUGAGCCACCAGCGAAUGCCCCUUGUGCUAAUUGACAGUCAGAACAACACAAAAGAUUCUACAAAACUGAGACAAGCGAUCAAAGUUUUAUAGGUUCCGUGUGGCAUUUGGGGGGGCUCUUUGCCAACGAGAGGCACAGACAAUACUGCCAUCAUUCAAUGACCGAGAACACUCACAAUUGUGUAUAUAUUUCUAAUUAUUAAGCAGUGUGGUUUCUGUGUUUGUUGCUUGGUAAAUUUCUAUGUUCCUUUCUGUAAAUAUUGUUAUAAUGUAUCCAGAUGGUGCUCCUGCGCAAUAAAAGAACAGUGUACAUUA
Molecule: messenger RNA, 2247 nt
Organism: Xenopus laevis (African clawed frog)
Lineage: Eukaryota; Metazoa; Chordata; Amphibia; Anura; Pipidae
Gene: blnk.S
Product: B cell linker S homeolog
Exons: 23
Coding region: 403-2025 (540 amino acids)
Biological process (GO): intracellular signal transduction; cell surface receptor protein tyrosine kinase signaling pathway
Cellular component (GO): cytoplasm
Source: RefSeq, a predicted model, not a curated record